AUGCUUCGCAUGGUCACAGCCGUCGGACCAGCAGUCCUUCAGCACCGGCUACGGCAGCCUUCGUCGGUGCGGGUGGUGGGCUGCGGCACUUUUGGUGCGAUCCGUACGUACGCCGCCAAGGCAACGGCGGCGUCCACAGAGACGGAACCCACGUUGAGCUAUACCGCUAGUAAGAUUGCCGCCAAGGAGAGGCGACGUAAGCUGUACGAAGCCAGCCAGGAGCGUAUGGAACGCAUAAAGACUCGUCGAGAAGGGAGGGUCCGUGGAAAGCAGCGGCGGGAGUUUCGUAAAUGGUUUAUCCGGAAAAAAGUUGACGAAGAGUACAUGAACCGCAAAGCUCGUCAAGCCGAACUAGGAUGGAAACACCAAGUGGCCGUCAUUCUAACGCGGACGGAAGUGGUACUGCCGGAUAUGGAACCUUGGGAAGAGGAGUACGAGAACCUAUCCGCUCAUUUGGCCCAGUUUGGAAAAGAGUAUCCUCCAGAAUUUGGUGGCCGGAUAAAGACGGAUGACCAACCUAUAGCAAUGACGCAGGAAGAAUUACUAAAGCUUCUUCCGGAAGGCUUUACACCUGCACCGCGCGAAACGGUAGCUGACGAGACUGGUGACGUGCGAACGACGGAUCGGAAACUCAAAACAAGCAUUUACCUUAUGGUACAGCAGGACCAAGAUCAAUGGCAGUUUCCUACCGUCGACUUGAAUGAGGAUGAAACCAUAUUGGAAGCUGCCGAGCGCACACUCAAGGAUAUUAUCGGGCCAGAAGUCGAGUACUGGUGCAUUACUAAUGCACCAUGUGCGGUUGACAUGGAAGCGUUGCCUGCCGAAAGCCGUACUGAUGUCUACGGUACAAAGACUUUCUUUAUGAAAAUAUAUUACGACGAAGGGAGCGUGAAUACAUCCAGUUUGAAAGCCAAAGACUUUGCCUGGCUAGACCGCGAUGAGGCCACGGAAAGAGUACAAAAGGAUCAAGGCGAUUACGUUGCAAAGUUUUAUCACUACUUGCUAUAA
Molecule: messenger RNA, 1008 nt
Organism: Phaeodactylum tricornutum CCAP 1055/1
Lineage: Eukaryota; Bacillariophyta; Bacillariophyceae; Surirellales; Neidiaceae
Exons: 1
Coding region: 1-1008 (335 amino acids)
Cellular component (GO): mitochondrial large ribosomal subunit
Molecular function (GO): structural constituent of ribosome
Source: RefSeq, a predicted model, not a curated record